This is a messenger RNA of Nycticebus coucang (slow loris), 2766 nucleotides long. RefSeq names its product tetraspanin 15 (gene TSPAN15). Bases 135 to 947 code for a protein of 270 amino acids. Gene Ontology annotation, cellular component: membrane. The transcript is spliced from 8 exons. Lineage: Eukaryota; Metazoa; Chordata; Mammalia; Primates; Lorisidae. The record is from RefSeq and is a predicted model, not a curated record.
CAGCAGAGAGUGCCGGUGGCGGGGCCGGCAGCCCGGCAGCCGCAGGUGGGGCCUGGAGCACUGGCGCUGGGACGGAGCCUGGGAGCCCCGGAGGCCCGGAUAACCCCGGAUAAAACGCGCCGGGAGCGCCCAGGAUGCCCCGCGGGGACUCGGAGCAGCUGAUUGGGGCCCUGGUGCUGUCUGUGGGGAUCUAUGCAGAGGUCGAGAGGCAGAAAUACAAAACCCUCGAGAGUGCCUUUCUGGCCCCCGCCAUCAUCCUCAUCCUGCUGGGGGUCAUCAUGUUCAUCGUCUCCUUCAUUGGGGUGCUGGCUUCCCUCCGGGACAACCUGUGCCUUCUCCAAGUGUUUAUGUACAUCCUCGGGAUCUGCCUCAUAAUGGAGCUCAUUGGUGGCGUGGUGGCCUUGAUCUUCCGGAACCAGACCAUUGACUUUCUAAAUGACAACAUCCGAAGAGGGAUUGAGAACUACUAUGACGAUCUGGACUUCAAAAACAUCAUGGACUUUGUUCAGAAGAAGUUCAAGUGCUGUGGUGGGGAAGACUACCGAGACUGGGCCAAAAACCAGUACCACGACUGCAGCGCCCCCGGACCCCUGGCCUGCGGGGUGCCCUACACCUGCUGCAUCAGAAACACGACAGAAGUUGUCAACACCAUGUGUGGCUACAAAACCAUCGACAAGGAGCGCUUCAGCGUACAGAAUAUCAUCUACGUGCGGGGCUGCACCAACGCUGUCCUCAUCUGGUUCAUGGACAACUACACCAUCAUGGCAGGUGUCCUGCUGGGCAUUCUGCUCCCCCAGUUCCUGGGGGUGCUGCUGACACUGUUAUACAUCACCCGGGUGGAGGACGUCAUCGCGGAGCACUCUGUCACUGACGGGCUGUUGGGGCCUGGUGCUAAGACCAGCGUGGAGGCCACAGGCAUGGACUGCUGCUUGUGCUACCCCCUUUAGGACCCCACCUGGGACAGCAGCUUCAACAGGACCAUGCUGGACAGCACCUCUUGACCCACGUUGUAGGGUGGACAGGCUUGUGCCCCACUGCUCACACUGGGCACUGACCAAAGCCUGGGCUGUGUGUGUCUGCCUGUGUCCAUUGGCCACUGCCUCCUCUGGGGGCCUUCCCUGUGGCCUGGGGAACAAAGGUGUCCCUUCUCCAGGCCUGGGCUGCAGGGGAAGGGGGAGCUCGGGGCCCAUUCAUUUCUGCCUAUGCCUUGGCCCGUGGCCCUUAUGCCCCUAUGGUGACUUGUUGGUGAGGAGAAAGGGGAGCAUGUGCACCCUGAUGGGUGGGAGGGGUGGGCUGCAGACCUGGGACCCCCAGCCCCUCAGCCCUGCCUAGACCCAGGCUGAGCCACUUCUCAGCCUUCCAGGUGCCUUGAGCUCUCUUCCGUAAGGGCUGCUGCUUUGCUGACCCUAGUUUUUUAUGUGAUUUUUGUAACAUUCAUCUUUUGUACGAUAAUAGGAGUUUCUGACUGAUCAAUAGGUUGUUUCCCCCACCUGCCCUAUUCUUUUUUGCCCCCUUCAAACCAGUCCAUUAAUCAAACAAUAAAAGUACUUUUUUUUUUUUUUUUUGGUCUUUCAUUUGUGUUAUUUUUAUUUGAGGGGCGGUGUGAAGAAGGCCUCAGCUUAAACUUGGAAAUCCCUUGUUGGUGCAAAAGCUGGGUCAAAGAUUUGAAGGUUUGGUACAGUUUGGGACACGGGAAGGCUACAGGGCUGGAGGUGAUGACAUCUAUGUUACUGAGAAAUGAGGGGAAACUGAGGCUGGGUGAUAGAUGGCAUGAGGCCUGUAUCCAGGAGGCAGGCAGAUGGGAACUAUGAAAGCCCCAGACCUUGGGAGCAGCAGUGCCCACAGGGCCAUCUGUGGCUGUAGAACCAGAGCCAUUCGCUCUGUGCCCCCUUCAGGAUGUAGCUCUUUGUCCCCAAGAGCUGGUGCUCCAGGCCAUGCAGAGUGUAGUGCCCAUUGCCCCCUGCUGGUGAUGGUGGGACUUGCAUGGACUAGUACAUCCAAACCCUUGCUGGGGAUUUUCUGUGAGGUUCUUGGUAGCCAGGGAAAUAAACCAGCAAUAUUCCUCAAAGAUGAAGAACCCUAAUGGUAGGGACUGACCAUACACCUAGACGUCAAGUGGCUGGGUGCCUGGUCUGCCACAUUUAGAAGCCUGAGUUGUCUAAUGGGUGUAAGGGCAGGAGGAGGGUUUUAGAAAGGAAAGGAUAAUGCAAUGAUGUGAAUGCAUCAUAGAGCAAACUUUGUGCCAGGAACUUGUCUAAACGUUUUCUAGGUAUUAACUCCUUUAAUCCCCCCAAAUGUAUGUGAUUCUUAUCUCCAUUUUAUUGAUGAGGAAACUGAGGCACAGAGCAAUUAAGUAACUUCCCAAGGCACGUGGCUGGUAAGCGAUAAAGCCAUGUCUUGAGCCCAGGUAGAAUCUCUUCUGGCUCUCAGUCUCUCUGCUCACCACCUCUGCCGCCUCCCGUGUGCACCAGGCACCAGGUAUGCAAAGCCAGCCAUGGUGGCAGCUGCUAUUGCGUGUCUGCCCGGGGGUAGCCGUCGCAGCUGCUUUUGGAGCCACUGUCUUGUCCCCAUGUUGGCUGCAUGGACACAAGGCCAGGUUGAGCUCUGUGUCUGGCUAGUGGCCUCAUGGCUCAGAGGCUCUGGAUGUUCUCUGAGAAUUCUCUCUGUGCACAAAGGAGAGAACAAAGUGUGAUAGCAGAGGCUCGGACUGCUCUGAGUGUGUGUGUCCAAAGUCACCUUACCCUGGAGCCUGGAAACCUGUCACUU